Messenger RNA from Cryptomeria japonica (Japanese cedar), 2014 nucleotides. Its product is annotated as protein trichome birefringence-like 24. Gene Ontology annotation, cellular component: Golgi apparatus. NCBI's taxonomy places the organism in Eukaryota, Viridiplantae, Streptophyta, Pinopsida, Cupressales, Cupressaceae. Gene Ontology annotation, molecular function: O-acetyltransferase activity. The transcript has 3 exons. The record is from RefSeq and is a predicted model, not a curated record. Bases 321 to 1772 code for a protein of 483 amino acids.
AAUGAUGUUGCCUAAUGCACACACAAGCUUUCAGGUAAUAUCCAUAGCUGUCCACAUUGUUUGUUGCAAGUGAUUCUUACACCAAAACUAAUAUGAAACAAACAACAACAAUUCAUUAUAAAUUUCAGUCCCAACAAUUUGAUAAAGGAAAAGAAAAUCCAUUGUGCCUUAUACAGAAUGCAGCAUUCUAGUAACGCAUGAUUUACAAGGAGUCAUAGCUUCCUAAUUUCUGUUAGAAACAAUGCACCGACUGGGCUUCAAAUAUUAUCUAGUUUGAUAUUCUACCAUCAUCGCCAUUUAUUUCUGGAACUGUAGUUAACAUGGAUUCUCCACUUCAUCAGAUUGAUAUAUCAAAAUUGAUUUUGAAUAGGAAGCUGUUCCUGGUAUGGAUUCUGGUGGUUUUCCUUCCCUUUGCACUGGUGAUUACCAUUUUCAGUUCACCCAAUUUAUUCUUGAUAGAGGGAAUUACAGGCAUCUCUGGAGUAGACCAGACAUCGACAUUCAGUUCUGUUAUAUUUAGUGGUGGUCCGGAAAAUCUUGCACCUCAACCCAUGUUGGUUUUGCCCAUUCAAUUACAGAAAGCAGAUGCCAGUGCCAUGCAUUCCUUACUUCUCAAUGAUGGGAUGAACAAGGCAAGUAGCUUUGAGAACAUAAGUCAAAUCAAACAGAUAAAAGUAAAUGAUGGUGAAGGCAAAGCUUCAAAGAGCAAUCAAUCAGGAAAGUGCAACCUUUUUAAAGGAAAGUGGGUCCAUGAUCCAGAGGGACCUCUUUAUACAAAUGAGACCUGUGCUCACAUUCAAGGUCACCAAAAUUGCAUGAGGAAUGGUCGUCCUGACAAGGAAUACUUAUACUGGAGAUGGAAACCAAAUGGCUGCGACCUUCCACGAUUCAAUGCUACAUUGUUCUUAGAAUUAGUUAGAGGGAAAGUGUGGGCUUUUGUGGGUGAUUCAGUAGCCCGUAACCAGAUGCAAUCUCUUUUGUGCAUGCUUUCUAAGGUUGAACAUCCAAACAACACUUAUAAAGAUAAAGAUAAUAUAUUUGUACACUGGUAUUUUCCAUCAUAUAACUUUACACUGAUGGUUCUAUGGUCACCGUAUCUUGUAAAAGUAACAAAGGAAGAGUUUAAGGGAGUGCCUAGUGGAGUUGUAAAGCUCCACCUAGAUGUUUUAGACCCAGAAUGGGUGACUUUGCUACCAAAUACAGAUGCCCUUGUUCUCUCCACUGGGCACUGGUUUCUACAGUCAGGUGUCUACAUUAUGAAAGAUGAGGUAGUAGGUUGCCACAAUUGUCAAGGAGUCAAUGCUACACAGUUGGGCUUCUAUUUUGCAUUCAGACAUGCUAUUAGAGCUGCACUUGAAGGAAUCAAUUUACUGCCAGGAUUCCAAGGAAUUGCUUUUCUGCAAACCUUCACAGUAGAUCAUUUUGAGAAUGGUCAAUGGUCCAACGGAGGCACAUGCAAUAGAACUGAGCCCUACAAAAAGGGUGAGGUUAAGCUUGAUGGUGUUAAUAAAGAGAUGCACAAGAUAGUUAUAGAGGAGUUUAAAAAUGGAACAAAGGAAGAAGCUCCUAAUGGAGCCAUAAUAAAGCUGAUGGACAUUACGUACUGUGGUCUAUUAAGACCGGAUGGGCAUCCAGGCAAAUAUAGAGACCUCGAUUUCUUGUCAGCAAACAAAGCUAAUCAGCCUGUUCCAAAUGACUGUCUGCAUUGGUGCUUGCCAGGCCCAAUUGAUGCAUGGAAUGAAAUUUUAUUUAUGAAGCUCAAGGAACUUUAAUCAGUUUUCUGAGCAUUCAAUAUCUUUAGACAUAUUGUGUAGGAUUAUUUCAAUAUGAUUUUGUAUUAGGGGUCGUAAAAAUAUUCAAUGUAGGUCUUAAGGUGUGAGCCUAAAGGCACUUUAAAUUGUAAUCUCAUUUAAGGAGCUUCUUUUGUUCCAUUUUUGAACAGUUCUACAACAGUUUAAACAGAGGCCUAUUGAUUCAAUAUAUUAGGAGAUUUGCAAAUCUAGAAUUAUACAUU